CCAAAACCCAAUGAGGAGAUGGAUACAAAGAAUCUUGUGACAGAAGCACCACCAACAAUAUAUUACAUUCCAGACUUUAUUUCCUCUGAAGAAGAACAAAGGUUAAUGAGCAGUGUAUAUGCAGCUCCAAAACCAAAAUGGACACAGUUAUCAAAUAGAAGAUUACAAAACUGGGGAGGGUUACCACAUCCCAAAGGUAUGGUAGCUGAGGAUAUACCACAGUGGUUGAAGACUUAUAUAGACAAGAUUGGUAGACUUGGAAUAUUUGGAGACUGUUUACCUAACCAUGUACUAGUUAAUGAAUAUGAAGCAGGACAGGGAAUUAUGCCUCAUGAAGAUGGACCUUUAUUUUAUCCUGUAGUUUCCACAAUCAGUUUAGGAUCCCACACGUUUUUGGAUUUCUACAGACCAAUAUCUGAGGAUAAUCAAGAUUUCACAUCAUUUGAAGAAAGGUACUUAACAUCAGUCUUACUACAGCCAAGAAGUUUAAUAUUAGUAUGUGAUGAUAUGUAUAAAACCUAUUUACAUGGAAUAAAAGAAAGGACUACUGACAAUGUGACAAACAAAGUGGUUAAUUUGAGUCAAUGUGAAGGAAUAAGUAUUGGAGAAACACUGUCUCGGAAAACAAGAAUCUCACUUACAAUUAGACAUGUACCCAAAACAAUCAAAAAUAAACUUAUAUUUGGAAAAAGAUGAUAUACAACAAAUUUCUUAUUGUAAAAUUGUUAUAUUUUAUUUGUUAUACAAGUGGCAAUAUCUAAUCUUUUUUAAGAUAAUUAAAAAUAAAACAUUAUUCUUCAGUGAAUUUAAUAUCCCAUGUUAAAAAUGUGUUAUUUACUUCGUAUAUGUAACUGUGCAUGUCUGUUGCAUACAUAAUCCUCUUACUCUUCAUUUUAUGGUAGUUUUAGAGUCCUUUGUUAAAACUAAAACUAUUAUUAGAUGCAAAACACAUCACAAGUGUAAGCCUUGUUUUUGAUAGAAAUAAUAUGUUAAACUGAGUGAAAAGGCCUGUUUUGUGUUGUAACUGUUGUGCUUAUACCACUCACAGAUUUAAUUAAUCAAUAUGGAUUUCUGUCCUAAAGGAAGCACUUUUUUUUUGUUAAACAAAACACAUGUUUGUAUAAAAGUUUAUUUAAUUAUAAAUAACAUGUACAUUUACAACCAUUUUAUGUUAUGUAAUAAAUUUCUAAGUAUUGUAUAAAGUACAGUGUAUUGGCAGGUUUUCUUGUAAAUUGUAAUUCUUUAGAUAAUUGAUAAGUGAUAAGCAGACAGUAAGUACAUUCAUCUAAGUAUAUACAGUUAUAAUAUUAUUUUACUUAAUACAUAAAACAAACCGGUAUAGACAAAAUUAUUAAUUUGAACAAAUUGGCAGGAUAUGUUUGAAUAGUUAGCUAAUAAAAAUAAUGUUACUU
This is a messenger RNA of Mytilus trossulus (common blue mussel), 1412 nucleotides long. Its product is annotated as alpha-ketoglutarate-dependent dioxygenase alkB homolog 6-like. Bases 19 to 696 code for a protein of 225 amino acids. The transcript is spliced from 6 exons. Lineage: Eukaryota; Metazoa; Mollusca; Bivalvia; Mytilida; Mytilidae. Gene Ontology annotation, cellular component: nucleus. The record is from RefSeq and is a predicted model, not a curated record.